GUCAUUGCGUUCAGGCUUUUUGUAAUCAUUCCCGAAGUUGGAGUUGUUUCUGUCUAGGAUUGUUUAUCCAAAUUCAAAGUGCUUUAACUUUCAAAGUUUUCUAAGCAAAUACCAAAGAUGUCUGAAGGAAUCGAAGAUAAGAAGGAAGAAGAUAAAGUUUAUGGUGGUUGUGAGGGGCCUGAUGCUAUGUAUGUUAAAUUAAUAUCUUCUGAUGGUCAUGAAUUCAUUGUCAAGAGAGAGCAUGCUCUAACUUCUGGCACAAUCAAAGCCAUGUUAUCAGGACCUGGACAGUUUGCAGAGAACGAGACUAAUGAAAUUCACUUUAGAGAAAUCCCGUCUCAUGUGUUGCAGAAGGUUUGCAUGUAUUUUACAUACAAGGUUCGCUAUACUAACUCAUCUGCUGAGAUACCUGAAUUCCCGAUUGCACCUCAGAUUGCGUUGGAGCUUCUUAUGGCUGCUAAUUUUUUAGAUUGCUAAUUAUAUUCCAUUCGUAUUUAUUUAUAAUGAUUGAAAACCCUUCCCUGUAGUGAAAUUGUAAUUGUUAUUCGAAUAAAUAAUUUAAAUGUUAUCAUAAGUUCACAUUCAUUGUUUUUUAACACUUGCUACAUCAUGAAUGUAGAAUAGGCUAGGUUAUUAAUUAUGUAAACAAAAUACUGUUUUUAUUUAUAAAAGCAUUGUUGCCACUAUACUUUAAACCACUUGUCAGAAGUAAAGAAAUAAAAUAUGGUGUAUUUUGUAUUAUAAUUGAGUGUAUUUUAGUGUAAGAAGAUUAAAACCAAGUAAGCAAAGAGCCUAUUAGUUGACACAUAACCUGGUCUUAUGCCAAACAAAACAUUAAUUCUUUGAAUAAUUGUUUUUUCAAUUUGGAUGGUUAUAUUCAUCUUUCUUUUUUUUAAUGGUUUAAUACUUAUAUAACUUUCUUUGUUUUUAAGGGGAAGAGAAUCAUGGAAUAGUGACUGUACUUUUAAAUGAUUUAAAAUAUAGAUUUAUUUAUCAAUUAUACAAUAGCAGCUAUUCACUUAAUUGAUACAUAUUUAACAGGUACUGUGUUACCUCUCGUAAUAUAUAUUUUUAAUCCCAGUAUUAAUCAUAUAUUUAUAUUGCUAGAACCUUGGUAAAAUUUAUGUAGAAAUAUAAAAAUAUUUUGAUUGCUGUUUUCAACUACAUCUUGGGAUAAAUUGAUAAUGAAAAGUUUACCUAUCACUGAAAAACAAGUUUUGUUGGGCUAUGAAAUGGAUGAAAUGACAUGACUCAUUUUUUGUAUCUUAGUGCGACCAUGAACUAUAUAAUCCUUAAUAUCACGAGAUGUGUUAAAAUGAAAAGCCUAUUUUAUGGGAAAAAAUCAGUAAUUGUUUCAUUUUUACUAAUUAUCUUUUGGAUUACUACAAUUGGUUUAAAAGAAACUUGUAAAUUAGGUAUUGUUGAAACAAACUAUAACAUGAGAAAAUAUUUAUGAAUUUAGUUCAUAUUAUUGUUUUA
Nezara viridula (southern green stink bug) is the source of this 1479-nucleotide messenger RNA. Lineage: Eukaryota; Metazoa; Arthropoda; Insecta; Hemiptera; Pentatomidae. The record is from the annotation of a GenBank genome assembly.